Messenger RNA from Belonocnema kinseyi, 5850 nucleotides. RefSeq names its product protein argonaute-2 (gene AGO1). The transcript is spliced from 13 exons. Gene Ontology annotation, molecular function: protein binding; RNA binding. Lineage: Eukaryota; Metazoa; Arthropoda; Insecta; Hymenoptera; Cynipidae. The record is from RefSeq and is a predicted model, not a curated record. The coding region runs from base 651 to 3437 and encodes 928 amino acids.
GCUGAAUUUCACGAAAAAUUGUCGGAACACCUCCAUUGCAAUUUUAAUCUCCAUCGUCAUCAAUUCACCCUGCGAAAUUUCCCAGCCGAUGUCAUCGCGAAAUUUCGCUGUCUUUUUGUGAUAUUUCCUUUGUUGUGACAGCUAGGAACCCGCCUUGUGCAACGAUGUGAUGAGUUUAUUUGUGUCGGCGCAUACGUGUCGCGGUUCUUACAUUUGCGCACAUAAUACAUGCGAAUAAAAUCGUGUAAAAUGGCAACCUUGACACUUGGUGAUCGUUUUUGGUGGCUCGUGUAGGGCAUUCAUCUUUUGUGUCGCUGGCGAAUGGUGAAAGCGAGCACAAACGCCUCUGCAAAAAGUCCUUCGUAAAGUUCAAUUCACGAUUUUCUCACUGAAUGACAUUCGACUCGUUUUCGCGGCUCUUUUUCUACUUUUGUGCGUGUUCGUGCUUUGUUUGAAGAAUUCGAUGUCAGAUUCUGUUAUGAGAAAAUAAGCGACCAGUAUUUACAGAAAGUUGGAAUGAUAUUCGUGAGCGCCGGUGCAUUUUGAUACCCAUCAAUGGACGUCAUUACGAAUCGCCACGCGACCGGAAUCAAAAAAGACUAUUAAAUCACGACUCGAAGGAUAAACUGCUUUAGGAAACAUAAGGCAAAAUGACGCAAAUGGAGCAGCAAAUGCCUAUUCCUGUGCCAGAUUUGAGCACACUGCGAAUAACAACAGCAGUUUCUAUGCUUGGUAAAGCUUACGGAUGUGGACAAUGCACCGCUCCCCCACCGGGGCCUACAACAAGCACUGCUGUGGGAGCAGCUGGAACAACUGGAAGCAGUGUUGUUGCCCCCAGUUCCUUGGGCCUGGUUCCCGCCCAACAAACACACACGCCUCCUCAACCUCCAGAUCUGCCGAUGUUCGCAUGUCCAAGAAGGCCAAACAUUGGUCGCGAGGGCCGCGUCAUCGGCCUGAGGGCCAACCACUUCCAAAUUACAAUGCCUCGUGGUUACGUGCACCAUUAUGAUAUAAAUAUCCAACCUGACAAAUGCCCAAGAAAAGUUAAUCGAGAAAUUAUUGAGACUAUGGUUCACGCAUAUAGUAAAAUUUUCGGAACUCUCAAGCCUGUUUUCGAUGGCAGAAGCAAUUUAUACACUCGGGACCCGUUGCCGAUCGGCACAGAUAGAUUAGAGUUAGAGGUUAUACUUCCCGGAGAAGGCAAAGACAGAGUCUUUCGAGUUGUAAUCAAGUGGGUGGCUCAAGUUUCUCUCUUCGCCUUGGAAGAGGCACUAGAGGGACGAACCCGACAAAUUCCCUUCGACGCAAUCCUCGCAUUGGAUGUGGUAAUGAGGCACUUACCGUCCAUGACCUACACACCCGUUGGAAGGUCGUUCUUUAGUACCCCAGACGGUUAUUAUCAUCCCCUUGGUGGCGGAAGGGAGGUUUGGUUCGGUUUUCACCAGUCUGUGCGGCCCUCACAAUGGAAAAUGAUGUUGAACAUCGAUGUCUCUGCGACCGCCUUCUAUAAAGCCCAACCAGUGAUUGAAUUCAUGUGCGAAGUUCUGGACAUCCGAGACAUCAACGAACAGAGAAAACCUCUGACCGAUUCGCAACGAGUCAAGUUUACCAAAGAAAUCAAGGGGCUGAAAAUUGAAAUCACACAUUGCGGAACUAUGAGGCGAAAAUACAGAGUCUGUAAUGUCACGCGCAAACCUGCCCAGAUGCAAUCCUUUCCAUUGCAACUAGAGAAUGGACAGACGGUCGAAUGUACAGUUGCCAAGUACUUCUUAGAUAAAUAUAAAAUGAAGCUGCGUUAUCCUCAUCUUCCGUGCCUUCAAGUUGGUCAGGAGCACAAACACACGUACUUACCUCUCGAGGUCUGCAACAUCGUGGCAGGUCAGAGGUGCAUUAAGAAACUGACGGACAUGCAAACGUCGACGAUGAUCAAAGCUACGGCUCGUUCUGCUCCUGAUCGUGAACGGGAAAUCAACAAUCUUGUCAGACGUGCUGACUUUAAUAACGAUUCUUACGUACAAGAAUUUGGAUUGACAAUCUCGAACAACAUGAUGGAAGUUAGAGGACGUAUCCUACCUCCGCCCAAACUUCAGUAUGGAGGCCGCGUUAGUUCCCUCAGUGGACAGACGAAGCAACAAGCGUUGCCCAAUCAAGGUGUGUGGGACAUGCGAGGAAAACAGUUCUUCACUGGUGUCGAGAUUCGAGUAUGGGCGAUCGCGUGUUUCGCCCCGCAGAGAACAGUUCGAGAAGAUGCGUUGCGUGCCUUCACAACGCAACUACAAAAAAUCAGCAACGACGCUGGAAUGCCGAUAAUCGGACAACCUUGCUUCUGUAAAUAUGCCACUGGUCCUGAUCAAGUUGAACCGAUGUUCCGAUAUCUGAAAUCAACUUUCCAGUCUUUACAAUUAGUCUGCGUAGUCCUGCCUGGAAAAACUCCUGUCUAUGCCGAGGUUAAGAGGGUAGGCGAUACUCUCUUGGGAAUGGCGACACAGUGCGUGCAGGCGAAGAACGUAAACAAAACAUCCCCACAGACAUUGUCAAAUCUUUGCCUUAAGAUUAACGUGAAACUCGGCGGUAUCAAUAGCAUUUUGGUGCCAAGCAUCAGACCCAAGGUCUUCAAUGAACCGGUCAUCUUCCUCGGAGCUGAUGUUACACAUCCACCUGCAGGCGAUAACAAAAAACCGAGCAUAGCAGCUGUAGUUGGAAGCAUGGACGCUCAUCCUUCGCGGUACGCAGCCACGGUUCGAGUUCAACAACACAGACAGGAAAUCAUCCAGGAACUCAGUUCCAUGGUUAGAGAGCUGCUGAUUAUGUUUUACAAGAGCACCGGCGGCUACAAACCACAUAGGAUAAUCCUUUACCGCGAUGCUAUUUCUGAAGGUCAGUUUUUGCACGUUCUUCAACAUGAGUUGACGGCCAUUCGUGAGGCCUGCAUCAAAUUAGAAGCCGAUUACAAGCCUGGAAUAACCUUCAUUGCCGUGCAAAAGAGGCAUCAUACCCGUUUGUUCUGCGCUGACAAGAAGGAACAGAGCGGAAAGAGUGGAAAUAUUCCGGCUGGAACGACAGUCGACGUGUGUAUCACACAUCCGACCGAGUUCGACUUCUAUCUGUGCAGUCACCAAGGAAUCCAGGGAACCUCGAGACCUUCGCAUUAUCACGUCCUUUGGGAUGAUAAUCAUUUUGAAAGUGACGAGCUACAGUGUCUCACCUACCAACUCUGCCACACAUAUGUCAGAUGUACGAGAUCUGUUAGUAUACCAGCUCCAGCUUACUAUGCUCAUUUGGUUGCAUUCCGUGCUAGAUAUCACUUAGUCGAAAAAGAACAUGACAGCGGAGAAGGAUCUCAUCAAUCGGGCUGCAGUGAAGAUCGAACGCCUGGUGCGAUGGCACGAGCGAUAACAGUUCACGCCGACACCAAGCGAGUUAUGUAUUUUGCGUAAUUUAUAUGCGCGUGUUGAUGAUCUGCGAAAUCGCCAUAUCCACUGAAGGAAAAAAUUCGGGAGUAACUGGCAAUAUCCGUACCGCACUUUAUACCCAAGUUGAAAUCUAUGUAUUGCAUUCACCCCAGAAUUAUUUCUUUCAGUGUCUCUGAAAGUAACAAAGCGGAGUAAUAGAGAGAGGGAGAGAGAGAGAGAGAGAGAGUAGCAUGCUACUUAAGUGUGACGUUUGACGUGCUCGGGCGGCCAAUUUUUUUGAUAGAUCAUUUCCAAGUAUAAUGUCGCACGUCUGCCGAACAUCGGAGUGCCAAAUAAUUUCACUGCUUGACAAAAGAAAAGAAAGAAAAAAGAUUAGAAAUCAAGGUUUCCGUCAGGGGUGUUCAGUUGGCGGACGAUUUUCGAUCUCUGUUUGCUUCUCGAUACAAAGAGUAGAUUUUAAUGAAAAAGGUGCUUUUAGUUAAUCACGUUUUAGAUUAAAUUAAGGUCUUUCGCAGAUUCACACGAAAAAAAGGGGGAGAAUGAAGAAAGGGAUUUUAUAUAGAUUUGGCCUGUGUGCCUGAAUUACGCUUAUUUUUUUCGAGGUAGUCGUAUGUACCUCAAUGAAUCUGGCAUUUGUAUUAUAAUAAUAAUGGAAAAAAUUACGCUACACGCAACCAUUUCGCACUUGAGACUGCCAAUCUAUUAUUGUUUAUGGUGAAAUAUUUACUCUAAAAAAAUUACGAGGCUUAAUAUAACCUUACAUUCGAAUCGACUUGUUUAGAAUAAUUAAUGAUGAAGAGAGUAGAGAAAAAAAUUGGCCACCUUGAGUGUUGCGUCAGUAGUCAAGAAAAAAACGCUUGAAAAGAAAAAAGAACCCAACAAAGACAUGGAGCUGAUUUUCCAAGAGUUAAAUAAGCGAAUGGCCAAAGUAAGUUAGAAUUUUAUUAGAGUGAAAUUGGGAAUUGUGGCGAAUCAGGGCACUUUUUGUUUUGCCUUUAUAAUAAUGCUUUCAAUUGGGAAAUUACUUUGCCACGAUUACUGAUUUUCGCAUUGCUAUGUGUUCUGUAUCAAAUCUUGUCAUUCUAAAAUCUAAAUUUACAAGUCUUUUGACUAACGACCAAGUGUCAGUAACACAACUCAUCCAAACUUAUCCAAUGCUUGUUAUGAACUCAACAUUAUUAACAAAUAUUCAGCACCACCGAAAUAAUAUUAGUUAGACUAGCUAGCAGUUUAAUCGGGUGGAUGGAACUCGACAGUUGGCAGAAGUAGUUGUAGGAUUCCAGUAAAUAUUGAGCAGAUAAACAACCCGUUAGAUUAAUGAAAAGAGUACUAAAUAUUAUUAUUAUUAUUAUUAUCAUUAUCAUCAGGAGAAUAUCCAUACAUUUGAUAAAUCCUUACGUUCCACACGCGGCAGAAAAUAUUUCCGGAAUCCUUUUUUGGAACAAUAAUAAUCAUCAUCUAGGCGUCAUGAUAAAUAAGUGAAGAAUAACUUUUAAGUGCAUUUCAGAGUCCUCUAGAUUUAUGUAGAGUAGAUAGUAAUUCAUAUUAGGUAGAUUAACUAUUUAUAACCGAGUAUUGGCUGUCGCACAUUCAGAGUUUCAUGCUUAACGAGAAACCCUCGACUGGCGACUUAUUUUUCAUAAAUUUUCUGAUGGGGAAUGGACGAAACUCAAAUUGUCGAGGGUUUCACGUCGUAGAUUUACGAACAUAAAGCAAGCCUCCCAGCGGGUUCUGAUAAAAAUUUCAAUUUAAUCAAUCAAUAAUAGCUUUUCUUAUUGUGAAUGGUUAAACUGCGAUACGCCGCAUGGUGACGAAAAUCCGAACUAGAAAGAAUGGGUGCGAUUUUAAAGAUGCAUUUUAAUUUAUGCAUAAAAGAAUUUUAGCGAUUGUUUUAAAUUAUUUAUUGGGUACUAAAAAUAGGCAUUUAUCGUAAACAACGGGGUUUAGUUAUAAUUUACAUCUUAUAUAGUAAAAAAGAAAAACACCUUUUUUGACAAAUAUUUUUCUGAAAAAAAAAAAGCAAUUAUUGUGCUAUUUAUUUUGAUUUUCAACAGAUUAUAAUAUUUAGGAGAGAACUCGUAUUUUUAAUUCUAAUCGUCUGUUAUUUGCAUAAUACGAACAAACUUACAUGAAAUAGUGAAAUAAUUGUUUUGUUUUUUUCAAAGCCUAUUUGACACGAAUGAGUUUUUUCACUGUAUAAGAUAGAAAUUCUAUGUAAACCUAUUUGUUCAUUUAUGAAGAUUUGUUUUUAGCAUUCAAUAAUUGUUUUAAACUUUCCGAAACAAUCGUAAAAACACUUUUAGGGAAAAAUUAAAAUACAUAUUUAAAAUUGUACCUACUCUUUCUAGUUCCAGUUUUCGGCAACAGGUGGUGAAAUUGUAGACCACCAUCCCCAAUACAAAUGACUAAUUCCUAAUAAAAGUUCAUAUUUAAUUUC